Messenger RNA from Erigeron canadensis, 1881 nucleotides. Its product is annotated as spindle pole body component 110-like. The transcript is spliced from 4 exons. The record is from RefSeq and is a predicted model, not a curated record. NCBI's taxonomy places the organism in Eukaryota, Viridiplantae, Streptophyta, Magnoliopsida, Asterales, Asteraceae. Bases 1 to 1881 code for a protein of 626 amino acids.
AUGAAACGGGUUAGCACCUCAAACUCUUCUAUCUCAGCUUCUCUUGAAAAGUUAAAGGAUGAGUUCCUAAAAUCUAACUUGGCCACUGAAGUUCCUGGUCUUGUUUCUUCACUUCAUCAACUUUCUCAAUCAAACAUUCUCUUCACCGCCCAUCUGAAUCAACAAAAUCACACCGUUUCCACUUUUUCCAAGCAUCAAGAUGAUUUUCUAACCACUCUCACCCAAGAAAUCUCUUCUCUCAAAUCACAAUCUUCCUCUGCUGCCACUUCUGAUGAUCGAACGUCCAAACUAGAAACAGAAGUUGGUGAAUUGAAAGGCAUGAUGCAUGAGAUGUUGGGCCUCCUUAAAACAAAAAUGGAAGCCGCUGAUGCCUCCGCUGCUUCCAAGGGGGAGAAAACAGCUGGGGAGGUCCCAACUGACAAAAUUCAGGCUGAAAAUGCUCCCCUUGGUUCCCAAAGUAUUGAAACUGAAGCAAAUGUUGAGGGGAAGCAAACAAAGGAAAGAAAAAAUGAUGAAGCUGAGAAGGUUGAUGUUGAGGGGGAGAAAAUAAAUGAAGAAGUUGCUAAGAAGACAGCUGAGGAGGUGCCAGCUGGUCUUACUGAAGUUGUUCCAAAGCCUGCUGAGGUUGUGCCAGCAAGGCCAAUCAAUGUAUCUUCCUUCAAACCAACUCCUGAGUUCCAUGCUGCUCUUGACAAGAGAUUUGCUGAAAAAGGUAAAGCAGUCAUGGUUUCUCAAAGCAAGCCACCCAAACCUCGUCAGCAAGAAAAAUUGAUGUUUGGAGCCUUUCCAAAAUCAACAACUGCCUCUAAUGAUCUUUCUACAGAAGAAAUUGUAGCUCAACAUGAAAUACUAAGCAAAAAGAAAGAAGAAGAGCUGUCAGCUAAGUUCAUCAGUGGGCAGAUUGUCAAUGAAGAAUUAAAAGGCGCUGAUGAAGAGACGAGAAAAUUGGGUUUGGCUGCUCUCAAGAGGAACAAGGAGCAAUUCUUUGCUAAGAAAGCUAAAACCUUGGAGGAGAGUCAGGCAGCUUAUCUCAAGACAAGAGAGAUCAGACAAAGAGAAGAAGAAAUUCUCAAGGUAACUCCUACUCUCACUCAGCAAGGCAUGAAUUUAUGUAUUCAAAGAAGAGGAAUGCCCAAAUCAAAGACAUUAGAAGCAAUACUAAGCAAAAAGAAAGAAGAAGAGCUGUCAGCUAAGUUCAUCAGUGGGCAGAUUGUCAAUGAAGAAUUAAAAGGCGCUGAUGAAGAGACGAGAAAAUUGGGUUUGGCUGCUCUCAAGAGGAACAAGGAGCAAUUCUUUGCUAAGAAAGCUAAAACCUUGGAGGAGAGUCAGGCAUCUUAUCUCAAGACAAGAGAGAUCAGACAAAGAGAAGAAGAAAUUCUCAAGGUAACUCCUACUCUCACUCAGCAAGGCAUGAAUUUAUGUAUUCAAAGAAGAGGAAUGCCCAAAUCAAAGACAUUAGAAGCAAUACUAAGCAAAAAGAAAGAAGAAGAGCUGUCAGCUAAGUUCAUCAGUGGGCAGAUUCUCAAUGAAGAAUUAAAAGGCGCUGAUGAAGAGACGAGAAAAUUGGGUUUGGCUUCUCUCAAGAGGAACAAGGAGCAAUUCUUUGCUAAGAAAGCUAAAACCUUGGAGGAGAGUCAGGCAGCUUAUCUCAAGACAAGAGAGAUCAGACAAAGAGAAGAAGAAAUUCUCAAGAUCAAAGACAUUAGAAGCAAAGAACGAAAAUACAAAGUGAAAGAUUCUUUGCUCAGCUCUGCCAGACAUCCUUAUCCUCCUCUUCCUCCCCAGCAACCAAGAAGUGGCACCAAGAGGACAGCUGCUGGUCAAGCAGUCUCUCAGCUCCCUUCUAUUCUCAGAGCUGUCCCGAAAGCAAACAUUGAAUAA